AUGAGCAAGGGAAGAGUGGAAAAAGUACAAGGAAAUGAGCAAAUUGAACCAAUAAAAUCAAAACAAAGAACUCUUUUUGGGUUUUUCUCCAAAAUCCCGACUCCUAAGAAAGAGUCUCCAUCUUCCUCCAUACCUUUGCAAAAGUCUUCCGCGUCGCCAACUGCCGGCGGUACCGGCGACGCCAAACGGAAACCAUUACAGAGUCAAGAGAAUGAAUUGCCUGUUCGUAUUCCCGAAGAAUCCCUUCAAAACACUUUUUCGUCUCAUCCAUCUAGUGAUCCCUUUUCGUCUCCAUUGUCGAGUAACGUACAGCGGUCCUCACCAAAGAGGCCUUUGGAUUCGUAUGAGGAUGGGAACACUCCCAAGAAUGUGAAUGGAAAAUUACUUCGAACUUCAGAACACAUGGAUACUGCUGUUCAUUCCCCUCCCCGUGACAACGACUCUGAUGUUUCCUUGGAUUCCCCCACCAAAAAUAAGUCACAAAAUAUUGAAUUGGAUUCCUCUUUACAGUCAGACCCUCAAUUUUUCCCUUCUAGCCAUCUCACGUUAUCUUCCUCUUCAACAACACAUGAAGACCCUGAGAAGAAAUCGAAUCCCCAAAGUGGGGGAAGGAGGUCCAGAAAGCCUGUGUCGUACCAAGAAAGUGACGAGGAGGAUGCAGUAUUGGCAGACGUGAAAGGAUCAAGAGCCAAUCGUCGUAGAAAAAUAGUACUUGAUGACGACGAUGCUGAUUUCGAAGAAUAUGUAGAGCCAGAACAGGAAAAUGAGGCUUCUUCUGAUGAGUCCAUUCCAGCCAAAGAAGAAAUACCUGAAGAUGACCUUAUGGACGAGGAAAACGAAGAGAUGGAUGACGAUGAUCAUAAUCCUCCAUUGGCAGCCCCAAAGCCAGUGAACAGAUCAAAGCCUUCAAAAUCAAUGUAUGAAAAUUAUCGUUUGGGUUCAAACUUGGCCUCUGCAGAUUUACCUUCCCCUAGAUCCGCCUCUCCCUCCAAGGCAACCGCAUCUGGUGUUAUGAAUAGAGAAGAAAAACGAAGAUUGCGCAUGGAAGCCUUUAAAAAGGAUAAUCUAGAACGCUAUGAAUGGCUUUUAGAUGUGCGUGAUGCUGAUAAAAAUCGUCCUGGUGAUCCCAACUUUGAUCCUCGAACUCUUUAUAUUCCUCCUUCAGCCUGGUCGUCUUUCAAACCAUUCGAAAAACAGUUCUGGGAAAUCAAGAAAAAUCUUAUGGACACUGUAGUCUUCUUUCAGAAGGGAAAGUUCUACGAGUUAUAUGAGAAUGAUGCCGCAAUUGGUCAUCAAAUUUUUUCUUUGAAACUCACGGACCGUGUUAACAUGAAGAUGGUCGGAAUUCCAGAAGCCAGCUUUGACUAUUGGGCUUCACAGUUUGUGGCCAAAGGCUAUCGUAUUGCUCGUGUUGAUCAGCUCGAAACUGCUUUGGGUAAAGAAAUGAAGGAUCGCCAACGAACUCAAAAAGAAGAAAAGGUUGUACAACGGGGCUUGACACAGGUUCUUACUAGUGGCACUCUAGUUGAUGAAGCUAUGCUAACAUCCGAUCUUUCCACUUAUUGUAUGGCAAUUAAAGAGCUCAUUCGCUUCGAUAGUGAUGAGCCAUCAUUUGGCAUCUGUUUUAUCGAUACUUCUACUGGUGGAUUUCAACUUUGUGAAUUUACGGAUGAUAUCCAUAGAACGAAGCUUGAUACUCUGCUGACUCAAACGCGUCCGAGGGAGCUUAUCUUAGAAAAAUCUGAAGUAUCUCAGAAAUCUAUGAAAGUGAUGAAGUACUGUGUUUCUUCAGCAGCAAUUUGGAAUUUUAUAAAGCCAUAUACUGAGUUUUGGGAUAAAGAGAGGGUUAUUCGAGAAAUUAUUUCUGCAAACUAUUUUGAAAAUGGACUAAAAGAAGCUCCCAAAGUACUUUCGAGAGUUUUAGAAACCAAAGAACUAGCCUCUAGUGCGUUUGGUGCUUUGGUUUGGUAUUUGCGUCAACUGAAAAUGGAUAAAGAUAUGUGCUCUAUGGGUAAUUUUAUGGAAUACGAUACAUCCCAACAUUCUACUUCUCUCCUUAUGAAUGGUCAAACCUUGAAAAACUUAGAGAUUUUUUCUAAUUCAUUUGAUGGUGGUGAUAAAGGUACGCUGUUCAGUCUUUUAUGCCGUUGUGUAACACCUUUUGGAAAGCGGUUGUUUCACACAUGGUUAUGUCAUCCUUUGAGGUCACCUGUUGCCAUAAAUGCCAGGUUAGAUGUGAUUGAACUAAUUGCAGAUAAUCCUUCCAUUAGAGACACGAUAUGGGGCUUCAUGCAUAAACUUCCCGAUCUUGAGCGAUUAAUAUCGCGAGUCCAUGCUGGAAGAAGCAAGGCAAGUGAUUUUGUUCGUGUAUUAGAAGGAUUCCAAAAGAUAUCUUUAGCAUUUCAACAACUUCAGUCUGAAUUUCAGGAUAUUGCUAAGGGUACUUUAUUAGCACAAUUGAUAGAAAAUGCUCCCGAUAUGCAAGAAGAACUUCAAUCUUGGACACGUGCUUUCAACUGGCGGAAAGCAUCAGAAGAAGGCGUGUUUGUCCCAGAACCUGGUUUCGAAGCUGAAUAUGAUCAAUCCCAACAAUACCAGACUGAGCUGAAAUCUGAGCUGUAUGAGCUAUUAGAGCAGUAUAAGAAGCAGCUUCGUUGCUCUUCUCUUAAUUUCAAGCAUGUCGGUAAAGAAGUGUAUCAAAUAGAGGUACCUUCUGAUGUCAAAGUACCAGUAAAUUGGUGUAAAAUGUCAGGCACGAAGAAGGCAAAUCGCUAUUAUAAUGACGAUUUGAGGAAAAAAAUUAGGAAGUUACUCGAAGCUGAAGAAGUUCAUUUGUCAAUUAUGUCGCGAAUGCAGGACAAGUUCUACACAAGAUUCGAUGGUAAUUAUGAAAAAUGGCUAGCAUUAAUCAAAUGUACUGCUUCUAUAGAUUGCUUUUUCAGUCUUUCUCAGGCUGCUGCUGCGUUGGGUGAGCCCUACUGCCGACCAGAAAUUGUUGAGGGUGACAAAGGUGAAUUGGUAUUUGAUGAGUUAAGGCACCCAUGCAUAAACGCUACGGCUGCCGCUACAUUUGUACCAAAUGACGUUACACUAGGUGGGAAUUCAGCCAACAUGGUGGUCCUGACUGGUCCCAAUAUGGCUGGUAAAUCUACACUGCUUCGUCAGGUGUGCGUAGCAGUCAUCAUGGCUCAGCUUGGCUGUUGGGUACCUGCGAAAUAUGCUAGAUUGACUCCUAUGGACAGUAUUCAUACACGAUUAGGUGCCAAUGAUGAUAUCAUGUCAGCUAGAAGUACCUUCAUGGUGGAGUUGUCAGAAACUAAAAAAAUAAUCGAAGAAACUGGACCAAAGAGUCUAGUUAUUUUAGAUGAGCUUGGACGUGGUACCAGUACGCAUGACGGUCAUGCAAUAGCGUAUGCUGUUUUGCAUCAUUUGGUGUCCAAGCUCGGUUGUCUGGGAUUUUUCUCCACACAUUAUCAAAGUCUCUGUAUAGACUUUAUAAAAUAUAAACAAGUUCGGCUUAUGCAGAUGGCUGCAGCUGUCGAUGAGGAACAUCGACGUGUUACGUUCCUUUAUAAAUUAGAGGAUGGUAUUUGUCCAAAGUCUUAUGGUAUGAAUGUUGCCAACAUGGCUGGAUUGCCGGAGGCAGUUAUCGAUGCAGCAGAACAGAAGGCCGAAGAUAUGGAAGCAACGACAAAAAGUUUUCAUAAAGCAACAGAUGACAUCGCUCUGGUUAGUGAUUUCUUUCAAUUAAUGCGUAUCAAUGAAGGAAAAGAGCCAUCGACGAUGGCAAAUCUUCCCUUGAUGCUUGACUGUAUAGCAGGAGACAAUUAA
This is a messenger RNA of Schizosaccharomyces osmophilus, 3831 nucleotides long. RefSeq names its product MutS protein-like protein (gene msh6). Gene Ontology annotation, molecular function: ATP-dependent DNA damage sensor activity; mismatched DNA binding; ATP binding. NCBI's taxonomy places the organism in Eukaryota, Fungi, Ascomycota, Schizosaccharomycetes, Schizosaccharomycetales, Schizosaccharomycetaceae. Gene Ontology annotation, cellular component: nucleus; MutSalpha complex. Gene Ontology annotation, biological process: mismatch repair. The coding region runs from base 1 to 3831 and encodes 1276 amino acids. The record is from RefSeq and is a predicted model, not a curated record. The transcript has 2 exons.